Aspergillus ochraceoroseus IBT 24754 is the source of this 1126-nucleotide messenger RNA. Its product is annotated as MBL fold metallo-hydrolase. Bases 1 to 897 code for a protein of 298 amino acids. The transcript has a single exon. Lineage: Eukaryota; Fungi; Ascomycota; Eurotiomycetes; Eurotiales; Aspergillaceae. Gene Ontology annotation, molecular function: sulfur dioxygenase activity. The record is from RefSeq and is a predicted model, not a curated record. Gene Ontology annotation, biological process: glutathione metabolic process; hydrogen sulfide metabolic process.
AUGGAGCCCAUUGUACACUCCAUCUUCGAGAAACAGACCUCUACCUGGCAGUAUAUCGUUGCAUGCCCCCAAUCCCGGAAAGCUGCCAUUAUCGACCCAGUGCUGGAUUUCGACUCUGCCUCGUUGAAAAUUAGCACAACCUCUGCCGACGAGCUUCUCAAGGUUGCCAGGGAUCACAACUAUACUGUCGUGUGGCUUCUUGAAACCCAUGCCCAUGCUGACCAUCUUACUGCCGCCCACUAUAUCCAGCAACAAGUGUCUGCAGCCCAUCCGCCCGGGACCCCCAAGAUCUGCACGGGAAAGGGGAUUCGGCAGGUACAAGCUACAUUUGCUCGGAAAUACCGCGUGCCUCAGAACGAACUGGAUGAUGCAUUUGAUCACCUUUUCCAGGACGACGAAGUCUUUCACAUCGGGUCCCUGACUGCACACGUUCGUCACCUCCCCGGCCACACUCCAGACCAUAGCGGAUACCAGAUCGGCAGCAACGUGUUUGUGGGCGACUCGAUCUUCAAUCCCGACGUGGGCAGUGCCCGGUGUGAUUUCCCUCACGGCGAUGCUAUCAUUCUAUACCAAUCGAUCCAAAAACUACUCUCCCUCCCGCUGCACUGCCGGCUUUAUACGGGACACGACUACCCCCCGGCGGAUUCAGGCCGAGAUCCGAUUCCCUACGUAACGGUCGCAGAGCAACGGAAGGGAAACAAGCAUGUCAGCCAGGGAACCAAGCAGGAGGACUUUGUUCGCUGGCGACGGCAUCGAGACUCCGGGCUCGGGGAGCCAAAGCUCCUGCAUCCAGCGCUCCAGGUCAACAUCCGUGGAGGACGUCUACCACUUAGUCCGGAUGGUGCCAAAGGAGCGUUUUUAUUGAUGCCAGUGCAGAUUCCCGGAGGUAUGCUGUAGACCGUUUCUGUAUUGCACGGAUAUUGUGGCUACGGAAAUCAAAUCACAUUUAAUAUUGUCGAACUUUACCGCUGAGCUAAAAAAGGUGUCAAGACAGAGCUUUCUAGCUGAUAUGUACAGUAUUAUAUUGGUUCACAAAUAUUCGGUCUAUGAUUUUAGUCAACAUAUUCCCAGCGUAGGUCUGAACUAUGCAUUCAGCUCCAUGUAAGCCGGUUCAACUGAAUUCAGA